AUUAAACUUAUUAUGAAAUGCAUUGAAAAAACAUUGAAUUAAUAAUUGAAUUGAUUUCUGAAGACAUUUAAUAUGUUUUUGGUGUGAAAUGUCUGAUAAUAUAUACCCGAGAGAUGUGUUUGAAGGACAAGACAUCGACUUAUAUCGCAUGAGUUCCACAAGUGAUCACAACUUAAGCCACACUCAGCGGCGAAGAGUUGAUUUCACUGUCACCCAAAAGCCCACCACUUCUUCUUCCGCUCCCGACUUUACGCCUCCCAACAGAUCCAUACCUCAAGUCUUGCCAAUGAGUGAUAUAUCGGAUCGCGAGAUGAAGAUAGCGGUCGUUGUCUUGGAUUCGGUGAAUGUUGUCACUCAUCACCUCUUAAUGCAUCCGUUUCUUGUGAUUCGACGACAAACUCAAGUGAGCCUCCGGAGCAAAGUAUACCACUUGACGCCAUUCACUGUCAUUGGAUUCGUUGUCGGCAUUCAAUCCAAACAAGGCUUUGGAGUUCUUUGGAAAGGAAUCGCAAGUGUUUUCCUCACGAAAGCCAUUCAAAUAGGCUUUGAGUCCAUAAUCACUGAAUUGACUCCAUUUGUCAGAGAUAUGAGUGACAAGAGAAUGAGUGUUGAGACGGGCUUUCAUCACCUGAUCCUCAAGGGAUUGGCGAUAGUAUUGGUGACACCAUUCCUGUGCUCGAGUUGUGCGGAAACAGUUCAGAGUGCGAUCGCCACCGAAAACCCCGGGCUUUUCGACUCGGUUUGGGAGGGCUUUCGGCGAAUCACUCACUGGAAUAUCGAUCGAAAGCUCCCGAUUUGGCUGUUAUGGGGACCAACUCUUAGCUACCAUUUAAGUCACUAUUUGAUCGCCAGUUGUGUUCAAAGGGCAGCGCUUUAUGUGAAGACCGAUAAGGAUAGCAAAAGCGAUAAUAAUAAUAAGUUAUUGAAUGAUAAAUACAAAGAAGUAAUGAGUAGUUUUUGGGCACAAUUAGCGGCGGACGUCAUGCUAUUCCCACUGCAAACCAUUUUGAUGAGGCUGUACCUUCAGGGCACCCGAACUAUCAUCGAUAACAUCGAGAAUGCGAGUGCUGUCACUCCUAUUAUAUCCAGUUAUGAGUCUUCUGGCGAUUGCUUAUCAACUAUUGUUAAAGACGAGGGAAGACUCGGUCUCUUCAAAGGCUUCGGAGCGCUUGUUCUCCAAUACUCUAUUCAUUAUUCACUUUUAAGAUUAACCAAAUAUUGUCUUAAGAAAACAGUAUCUGGUUUUCAAAACGAUUAA
This is a messenger RNA of Medioppia subpectinata, 1258 nucleotides long. The record is from the annotation of a GenBank genome assembly. Lineage: Eukaryota; Metazoa; Arthropoda; Arachnida; Sarcoptiformes; Oppiidae.